Molecule: messenger RNA, 2385 nt
Organism: Epinephelus fuscoguttatus (brown-marbled grouper)
Lineage: Eukaryota; Metazoa; Chordata; Actinopteri; Perciformes; Serranidae
Gene: nkx6-2
Product: NK6 homeobox 2
Exons: 3
Coding region: 431-1282 (283 amino acids)
Biological process (GO): cell differentiation; regulation of transcription by RNA polymerase II
Cellular component (GO): nucleus
Molecular function (GO): DNA-binding transcription factor activity, RNA polymerase II-specific; RNA polymerase II cis-regulatory region sequence-specific DNA binding
Source: RefSeq, a predicted model, not a curated record
GCUGCGCUAUUAUCAGCGGGUCCCGCUUCACUCCCAGCCUAGAGCGAGUCAAUUUAUGGAAAGACAAGUCGACCCCUUAAUGGUUCCCAUCAAAACCACUAAAAACAUCAUCAGAGCGGCCGACUACCGCGAGGAUUCCUGUGGCGGACGCAUGCAGCCUUCUCCCAGCUGACACACUCCGACCAAAACAAACACGCGGAGAGACAUUUUGGGGAGUUUGACCAGGCUGUUCACUUCCCCAGAGAGAAGAGAAGUUCGCUUUUGCUCAAGUUUUCCAACAUUUCCAGAGUGUGCUUCUUCCUCGGCCAGGAUACUUUUGCAGCAGGCGGCAGAAGUGGCUCGUGAACAGUCCGCUCUGCGCCUUUAUUUACUUUAGUUUAUUUUUAUUUCCCGUUUUUGGCCAAGCGAGUCUGGUGGUUCAUGCUCACAAAUGUUAGCGGUCGGGCAAAUGGAGGCUAACCGGCAGAGUGCUUUCGUCCUGGGCAGCACCCCGCUGGCGGCGUUGCACAACAUGACCGAGAUGAAGACGUCCCUGUUCCCGUAUGCGCUGCAGCAGAGCCCGGCGGGCUUCAAGGCGCCCCAUCUCUCCAGCCUCAACUCCCAGAUGACCGGAGGGACCCCGCACGGAAUAAGCGACAUCCUGGGGAGACCCAUCACCACGGCCGGACAGCUGCUCUCCGGGUUCCCCAGGAUAAACGGCCUGGCCACCACCGCGGCCGCCGCAGCCGCGGGGAUGUACUUCAGCCCGGCGAUGUCGCGGUACCCGAAGCCCCUGGCUGAGCUGCCGGGGAGGGCGCCCAUCUUCUGGCCCGGGGUGAUGCAGGGUUCUCCCUGGAGGGACCCGCGGGUGCCUUGUCCCAGUCAGGCUAAUUUAAUGUUGGACAAGGACGGCAAGAAGAAACACUCCAGACCGACCUUUUCAGGACAGCAGAUUUUUGCACUGGAAAAAACUUUCGAGCAGACGAAAUACCUGGCCGGCCCAGAGAGAGCCCGCCUGGCUUACUCCUUAGGAAUGACCGAGAGUCAAGUCAAGGUUUGGUUCCAGAACAGAAGAACCAAAUGGCGGAAGAGACACGCGGCAGAAAUGGCCACGGCCAAGAAGAAGCACGACUCAGAGACGGAGAAGAUGAAGGAAAGCUCGGAUAACGAGGACGACGACGAGUACAACAAACCACUGGACCCAAACUCAGACGACGAGAAAAUCACGAGACUGUUGAAAAAGCACAAGGCCACCAACCUGGCGCUGAUCAGCCCCUGCAGUAACAGCUCGGACACCUUGUGAUGCCCACAGCUGGGGGGCCAAAACGAGGGGGACCAAAGGGUCCAGCAGAGACUUGUCGCACUCUUUCUGACCCCCCUUUCCACCUGACUAUACGAACAUGCGCCUGAGGGGAUCGCAUUGUGCUCAGACAGAGCAAGAAAAUGGGUAAAAGUGUGUGCCAAGACGCACGAAAGACGCGCUCACCAAAACAUGGCCAGAGACGCAUUUGGCUGCAUCCAAACCCACUUACAGAGACUAUAAACACGGAGAUAUGACUCCUGUCAGAACUGGACUUCAAGAAGCCUGAUAAUGACACGUUCAUGUCAGAUAAAAAGGACAGAAAUAUUGGGACAGGAAAUUGUUUUGGCGAUGCAAAUCAGUUUUUACGCAUACAACUGGAGUUGUGUAAAUGUAAACAGAAUAUUAUAAACACACAAUCCGGAUCAGUGUUGGGCUUAUUAGUGUGACUCGUUACUUUAAUUCCACAAGUAACGCUGCUUCACUUGACUGGCACAGUAUAAUUGAUGACACUCGUUACAUUAUUUCCCGCCACACCUCUGCCCAAGAUUAGCGGCCUCUGUCACCUUCACCAGCCAGGAAGGCCAUUCCUCAUGCUGACUGAGAAUGUCCUUAUUAAUUAGUAAUAUAAUCAGUACUUAUAUUUCCAUCUGAAGAAAAAUACAUCCCAGUCCUAUUUUAUUCUGAAGUAAAGAAAAUGUACACUUCUUUUUUUUUUUAGAUAAUUCAGAUUAAAUCCCAUUUUGGUUGAAACAAAAUGUUCUCUAUAGUUUUAAGAGGUGACUGUAAGCUUUUAAUGGAUGUGAUUUUUUAGCAGCCAACUCUGAUCCGGAUCCCAGACGCAUGUUUAAAAUGGCAGGUGUAAACGGGGCCUGUGAUGCUUCUAAAGCUCAGUUUAACCAGGGUAUCCACUGUCCUAAAAGGCGAGAGAAUAAAAUGUUUUGAAGGGGCGCAGGUUUGACAUGAAUGAAUGAUUUGUGCUGUAGCCUAAAGAUGAAAAAUGUACCUGAGAUUGUAUAUAUUUUUUACUGAAUAAGUUAUGUUGUUUUCAACGAGUGGAAACGUGGCAGCCUUUUCUCCCCCCGCAGCCCGGACGCGCUUAUUCC